This is a messenger RNA of Notolabrus celidotus (New Zealand spotty), 2468 nucleotides long. It is a transcript of the gene gpr157, whose product is annotated as G protein-coupled receptor 157. Gene Ontology annotation, molecular function: G protein-coupled receptor activity; cAMP binding. Lineage: Eukaryota; Metazoa; Chordata; Actinopteri; Labriformes; Labridae. The transcript is spliced from 4 exons. The coding region runs from base 284 to 1288 and encodes 334 amino acids. The record is from RefSeq and is a predicted model, not a curated record. Gene Ontology annotation, cellular component: plasma membrane. Gene Ontology annotation, biological process: adenylate cyclase-activating G protein-coupled receptor signaling pathway; cell surface receptor signaling pathway.
CACCAGGCUACCAGCUGACUGCCUGACUUCUGCUUUACAUUCCGGUUGGUGCAAAGAGAGAGAAGACAAGGGGCGGAGAAGGAGGGGUUAAACACUUGAGAAAAGUUUGUUUGCUACCUUUGAGGCAAUGGAGGAUGUUUUUCACUUACAUCGCUCGACUACACUCUAUCUCAUAUAGCCUACCGCCUAAAUUAAAGGUUUGUUUUAAAGUGAUUGUACAUGCUGCUGCAGGCUUCACAGUGAUACUCGUGUCCAUGAGGUGAUAGAAGCUCACAUAUAAACGAUGGCUGAUGGAAAUCAGACUGUUAUACACUUGUCUGAGCAGGUGGUGGUUUUGUUUUCAUGCGCGCUGUCGUUCCUCGGAUCGUCGCUUAUUAUCCUCACCUUCUUCAUAUUCAAAGACUUGAGGACAACUCCGAGGAGGCUCCUGGUCUACCUCUCGGUGUCUGACUGGCUGUCCGCGGUCUCGUACGCCUACGGGGUCUGGAGAGUUUUCCACACCGACUCGCUGGACUGCAUCGUUCAAGGAGCUGUAUCCACUUUCGCCAACACCAGCUCCUUUUUCUGGACUGUGGCCAUCGCUGUGUACCUGUAUGUUUUCAUCGUGAGGUCAAGCCAAAGGGUCGCUGACAGCCUGGUGUUGGGUUUCCACCUUGUGAGCUGGGGUGUACCUCUCGCCAUCACUGCUGCAGCCGUGUCCUUGAGUAAGAUUGGUUAUGAUGCCUCUGAGGUGUCAGUGGGCUGGUGCUGGGUGAGGAUCCAUGCUCCUGACCGGGUACUGUGGAUGCUGCUGACUGGAAAGAUCUGGGAAUUCUUGGCAUAUCUAACCCUGCCUGUCCUCUACAUCCUGAUCAAAAGGCACAUCCACAUAGCGCACUCAGCUCUGUCUGAGUACCGUCCCAUCCUGGCCAACAGGCCUCAGUCUCACUCCUUCUUCACCAUGGCUGACAUGAAGCUAACACUCAUUCCCAUCAUCUUUAUCUUCCUGCGCCUUUGGAGCACGGUGCGCUUCAUACUGCUGCUGGUCGGUUCUCCUGCCAGACUGAACCCAGUGCUGGUCACUUUGCAUGGAAUUGGCAACACCUCACAGGGAACAGCAAACUGCAUCAUGUUUGUGUUCUUUACUCAGCCAAUCCGCACACGCCUCUGCAGCGCGCUCUGCUGCUGCUGUAAGUGUGGAGCAGAGGUGCAGCACUCGCAUGACGACCCCCGGGGGCUGCUGACGGGAGAGGAACCCUCCACGCAGAGAGAGGAGGACAGCACCAGCCGAAUCUUGACUGAUAAAUGAUUCUUUGGAUGUAAUGGUUCAAAUGAAAGAAGCAGCGGAGCUCUCUGUUUCACAUUGAACCUCAUUACAGGAAGUGUCUGCUGACAGGGACAGAGAUCCUGCAGGUGCAUGCACAGCUGAGAGGUCACUUACCUGCACUCUGGGUGAUGAAGAUGAUGCUGGCUGGCUGUUAGCUACCAGUUGGUGAACAUUUGGCCUGUUUUAGACUGAUGGUGUUACACAUGAACAUUGUUGUUUAGCAGAGAGGUGCUGUUCGUCACACUUCAAGGUGCGGUUUCACUUUAAGUUGCUCCUUGCACAUACUUUCUAAAUGCAAAUGCACACUCCACUGGCGACAGUUUAACACCCUUAUUUAUUAUGUGAUGUUUGUAUUCACUUACAUUCUGUUGUUAUGACUGUGAAAUACAUGUUCAGUAUUCAACUAAUGUACAAAUUAGAGCACAAUAGCUUUUUACAUUUUAGUUAACACAUUAAUGAAUAAGAGGAAGUUGUUGCUAUAGGGCAUUCUCACUUUUAGUAUUUAGGGUACUGAGAAUUAGUUUAAACUUCUGUUACUGUGUUUGAAGAUCUAUAAAAAGCCUUCAGGGCCAACCUUUCCAGAAUCUAAUAUUUGAAGCACUUUGAAAAGACUGAUGUUGACAAGUCUGUGAAAAAAAACACCUUUGGUUCUCGUUAGUUAAGCAGAACAAACUCAUAGAAACACCAAACUAACUGUGUAUAAACAGUUUUGCCUCUUCAUUGUCUGAGCACAACUUCUCGGUUGUCUGGAAGCGUAAUCAUUGUGAGGCUGAGAUAUGGCAUUAUACACCAUUUGUGACAGUUAGAGUUAAACACAUAGGCAGCAUAUUUAGUGUAUUUUUUGUGACAAAUGAAUCAGUGGAUUAACUCAAAAGAGGAAAAGCUGUGGGCUCUAUGUAUGGAGUUUUUAAUCAAUCCUCUGUCAUCACGAGAGUCUGCAUUAACUGGUUAUGCUUGGAAUGAUCAUGACUUCUUUGGAGACAUUCUCAAGCAAGCUACUGUUAAUCUUAGUGACAGAUGAUAAAUUUAUGGCACAUAUUAUAUUUUGCUAUGCUGCUUAAACAAAGUUUUUUUCAAAAAAUGUUUUAUCCUGUAUGACUUUGAGUCUGUUCAAUACUUGAUCAAAUGUGACCAUUUCUUAAAAAUACAGUAAAUGAAAUGA